Messenger RNA from Lizanozyma spartinae, 825 nucleotides. RefSeq lists its product as uncharacterized. The transcript has 2 exons. The coding region runs from base 1 to 825 and encodes 274 amino acids. The record is from RefSeq and is a predicted model, not a curated record. Lineage: Eukaryota; Fungi; Ascomycota; Pichiomycetes; Serinales; Debaryomycetaceae.
AUGCUAAGAUCGAUAGGAGGUGUAAUAGUGAUUGCUGGAAUACUCUUGUUAUACGUUUUUGUACGCCGGAAGCGGAAGCAGUUUACUAAUCAGUCUCCUGAUUUCAAUGACUCCACGAGUACUGACAAUUUCUUUCUCGGUGCACCACCAGCAAAGGAGGGCUUGCCUUCUCCAAAUAACGAUCGUACGAGAUUGGGAGGUUCUGAUGAAAAGAUCUUCAAUAAUAGCGACACUGAACUGGGUGGUCGCGACAGUUCUAGCGGUGGAUUCUUGAAAAACAUUAUUGCCAUGAAGGGAUUCAAGCGUUUAAGUGGACAGAAUCAGGACACUACUAAUAACGAUGAUUUGACACUGUUCUCAGGACCCCCUGGUAGUAAUGGAACUCCGGUGAAGACCGUGGGUGGAGCUAGAGCCUAUUCUGCAAACAAAGAUUCAGACAUUGAUCAAGUAGAAACUCCAACCCAUACUAAUUUCAGAAACACCUCACAAGAUUACACAUAUCGUGGAGUUACCAAUUCCAAUAACUUGGACUCUGUAUUCAAGAAACUGGGAGGCCCAACCACUGGAAACAGUACCAAUUCGAACAGUAAUGGAGCUCCAACCAUAAUCAACGGUCCAAUUUCUCCUACUUCAGUUUAUGCAUCCAAUGCAGCUAGUAAUCGAAAUUCACAACUUGGAGCUGACGACUUUUAUUUUAAUGAAGACAGUCGGACGCCAUUCCGCAAUCCACUGGUGGAUUAUCGUGGCCAUAAAGCACCUUAUCCAACAAACAAUGACCAAUAUAGAGGGUUCGGCCAGUCGAGGUUUCAAGAAAAUUUUGAGUAA